UUUAUGUAAUAAGCAUGUUAUUUUUAUAGUAUUUUUAAGACAUAAACAUUUGCGCACGUAUAUCUUUCCGCACAAAUUCGUAUAUAUCCUCAAAUUGUCACUUGUCACUUAUUUCUUUGUAUCGUUCUCGUUAUGUGACCACAUCCCAACUGGCUGAUCAAAACAACUCUGCAGCUAUACAUUCAUUAAUAAUGCAUUGUCCAAAUGUCCAGCAAACGUUAAUUUUUUUCUCUUUUUAUGCGAAAUUUUCAACAGCUUGACUCAUUUCGUCUUUUUAUGCGAACAUGGAACAUUUUUUUCUUCUGCUCGGUUUCAACUCUUCAUCUGCAAAGUCUUCGGCAGCAUAAGCGAAAAAAAAGUACAAAACGAUGUGAAAAAGUACAGUUCUACCAGUCAGUAAACUUCAAAUGUCCAUCGUACCAUUAUAAUUUAUACAUCAUACCCUUCGUUGAAGGAACAUUUUAACAAGACUAUAAUAACACAUGUUCGUUCUGGUUGCUAUAAUAUUUACGACGGUGCAAUAUACCGCAGAAUUUCGUUCGAAGCAUGCGUAGUAGUAAUGUUCAGAAAAUGGGGAUGAUAUCGUUGACAAAGAGAAACCAGUAAUCUUUUACCAAUGGAUCGUUCAAGCGAAUAUAAUGAUUUAGAAUGGGCUAUCGGUCUGAAUCGUCGCAUGUUGAAAAUUGUCGGUUUGUGGCCGGAAGAAAGUAAAAAUCAUCGCGAAGAAUUAUUAUCGAAGCUUCGAUUUCUAGUAAACGUCAUGACUCUGAUUUUCAUAUUGAUUAUACCGGCUUUAGUAUCAUUGAUAAGAGUAUGGGGUGAUAUGAUACUGAUGAUAGAUAAUUUACAAUUCACCCUGCCACUUUUGAUAACGGCACUAAAAGUCUUCAUCAUGUGGUACAAGAAAGGAGCUUUAUCGCCAUUGAUUAAUAUGAUUGUGAAAGAUUGGAUGAGAAUAAAAAUAGAAGAAGAACGAAACAUCAUGCUAAAACAAGCCAGGAUCAUCCGCCUGCUUGCUAUGUGUGGAGUGCUCAUGAUAAUUUCUACAAUACUGAUUUCCAUCUGCUGUUUUCUUUUCGGAUGGACACUUAGACAUGUAACGAAUCUCACCGAUCCAAUGGGAAAACCUUUAUCAAUUCAAUCAUAUUAUCUGCACGAUGUAUCUAGCAGUCCAAACUACGAACUAACGUAUGCCAUACAAGUAAUUGGGCAGUCUGUAUCCGGUCUGACUUACACCGCAGUCGAUAACUUUCUUGGACUACUGGUUUUACACAUAUGCGGUCAGAUGGAAAAUCUGCAUCUGCGACUACUCAAUCUGGGGAAGGAUUCGAAAUUCAAAGCAGUUUUAAAGUACAACAUCAUAGACCAUAUCCGCUUGAUCAGAUCUAUAGAAAUCAUUGAUGAUACAUUUAAUUUAAUGCUGCUCGGAUUAUUAUUUUUAUUUGGGAUACUAUUUUGUCUUCAUGGAUUUCUAAUAAUUAAUGUUGUUAAUCGAGGUGGUCACUUGCCAAUCGGGCAAUUGAGUUUCUAUGUCGCUGCGACUCUAUGUGUUUUAAUGCACAUGUGUCUUUAUUGUGCAGUUGGAGAAUUUCUCGUGACUCAAUCUGAAAGAAUACAUUGGGCCACGUAUGAGUACAUGUGGUACACAUUAAAUCCAAAGGUAGCAAGAAACUUAAUAUUAAUUAUGCUCCGUUCAAAGAAAUCACUCAAUAUAACGGCGGGAAAAAUAUUUCCGAUGACAAUGGCUAUGUUUUGCAACUUACUAAAAACGUCGGCAGGCUAUGUAUCUGUGUUGCUUGCCCAUCGAAAUUAAGAAUGAUAGAUCUAGAAGAUAAAUUAAUACGUACUAAUACAUGCCAUUAAAAAUAAAAUAUUUAUAUAAAUAUGUUAUAGAGAAAUGUUAUAACAAAUAUUGAAAACUGUAGCACUGACAAUGUA
Molecule: messenger RNA, 1938 nt
Organism: Solenopsis invicta (red fire ant)
Lineage: Eukaryota; Metazoa; Arthropoda; Insecta; Hymenoptera; Formicidae
Product: odorant receptor 43a
Exons: 7
Coding region: 617-1813 (398 amino acids)
Biological process (GO): sensory perception of smell; detection of chemical stimulus involved in sensory perception of smell
Cellular component (GO): plasma membrane
Molecular function (GO): odorant binding; olfactory receptor activity
Source: RefSeq, a predicted model, not a curated record